AUGCGCUUCUGGUGGCCGGACUGGCAGCCCCGGGAGCGCUCGCCGUCCACCGACAGCGAGUGCUCCACGGCCAGCCACUCCAGCCUCGCCAGCGACGCGUCUUUCUAUAGCGCGGCCAGCGACGGGGCUGGGGCGGCUGAGCUGGCGGACGUCCGGGCGGGGGCGGAUCCGCUAGGGCUUCGGUUACGCAUUGGGGAUCCGCCCGCCCCCGUUUUGGGCUCGGCCGGAGCCGAAAAUGGCCCCGGCGACCCUCCACGCGCGGCGCCGCUGCUCGGCACCGGCGAGGAGUUGGCCGGCGCAACUUCGGGCACGGGUCCGCGACCCGCUGCGCCCAUUGCGCCCAUUGCGGGACCGCGGGCCGGGCCCUCUGGCGGCCAAGCCGAGGCCCGGUCCGCCGCUUCAACCUCGCGUCGCUUCGCGGCGACGGCGAGCGGACGCGGGCCCGCGGACCCGAAUGCCCAUGCCGACCGCCUGGCCAAUCGAGCCCUCGACCUCCGCCGGACGAUGAUGGAGUGCGGCGCUCACACGGCAGGCGACGGCUGUACGAACACGACGCUGGACCCUAUGCCCGUGCUGCCGCCCCAGCCGACACCCCGCGCUCCGCCCCCGACACCCGCGGCCGACACCAACAUCGAGAUGCAGGAGCCGGAGGACGAGGAUCUCGCCGACAUCGACGACGGCGAGGUCUAUGCAGCCAUGCGCAUCGGGCCGGACGCAGUUCCGCAGCGUCGACCCCGCCUCCGACUACGCCAGCUCACCGAAGCUGAGGACGACGCUGCCCGCGAGAUGGUGGAGCGGCUUGGCGCGACGCUGGCGGCCAAGAUCACUGACGCCAGUGACUGGGAGUCGGCGGAGGGCUACAUCACAGCCCUCCCGCACCUCCUGUACGACAAAUUGCAGCCGUACUCCCAGGCCCAGCGACGCCCCGAGCCGCGUCCCCAGCGUCAGCGACAGCAGCACCAAGGCAGCCAAUGCCCGCGGCAGCAGCGGCAACAAGGCGAACAGCGACGGCAGCGCCCGCUGCACGACCAAGGGCAGGACCGCCGCAGCCUGGAAGGCGAUGCACAUGGCGACAACGAGCGCGAUGGCGACGCCAGUCAGCAGGACUCGGCGCGACGGAGGCAGUGCAGGCGCCGCGGGCGCUCUGGUGCAGCGAAGCGGCGACGUCGCCGCCGCCCGCCGCGGGUGACUCGACACCACCGCGAGCACCGCCUCGACGAGGCCUUGGACGACCUCCACGCCGUGGAGCAGGCUUCGCCCGGAGACCGCACGGCUGUUCGCCGAGCCCGCCGCCGCGUCGGCCGCGUCAACUCGGCCAUCGACCAACAGCACCUGCGUCACCGACAUCCUGGCCAAGGCACGCGCGCAGCAGGAGACGCCAAGGACAGCGGCCUCCAGCGCCGGCACCGCAUCGGACCUAGCGGCGCCAGCGGCAGGCGCCACAGACGACGGUACCUGCCCCAUUCCGGGCGAUGA
Molecule: messenger RNA, 1476 nt
Organism: Phytophthora sojae
Lineage: Eukaryota; Oomycota; Peronosporomycetes; Peronosporales; Peronosporaceae
Exons: 3
Coding region: 1-1476 (491 amino acids)
Source: RefSeq, a predicted model, not a curated record